Amoebophrya sp. A120 is the source of this 1761-nucleotide messenger RNA. Lineage: Eukaryota; Dinophyceae; Syndiniales; Amoebophryaceae. The record is from the annotation of a GenBank genome assembly.
GAAAGAAGCGCAAUGAAAUGUGGCGAGUUUUCAGAGAGUUCGACCUGGCGAAGGUCGACCGGGUCUGCGCAAUAACCCCGAAACAAGCGAUGGACAAGUAUCACGAGGUGGGCAACAGUCCUAUGCAUGCAGAUCUGGAGCAGCUACCGAUAGCGGAACACCUUCCCGAGCUUGUGCCCAAACUCACGCCGGAGGAAAUUGCAUCACUGGACGAGGAAAUAAAGCAGGACGAGUUCGAGCAGGUGGCCAGGGCGUUACGGAGGGGCGGAAAGGCGCGGGACGUCUUCGGGCUGCAGGCAGGAAUCUUUAAGUUUCUGGAUGACAGUUCCGCCACAUUGCUGACGCAGGUCCUGAACAAGGAACUAAAAAAUCGGAAGCUAUCGGAGCUACGCGCGGAUCUACACCUCUGCAAGGACGUGCCCUUGUACAAGAAGGGAGACCCGAAAGACCCGGACAAUUAUCGCUAUUUGGUUAUCAGUCCGCUCUUGUUGAAAUUCUGCACGAAGUUGUACAGCGACCGGCUGUAUAGUUUACUGGAGUCCAAAGGGUAUUUCUGUCCAACACAGUACGGCUUCCGGAGCGCGCGGGGCACAUUGGAGUCGAUCAUGGUUUUCAAUAGGAUCCGCGAGGACUUGGGCCACUACUCCCACCAUAGGUCGUCUAAGGUACUGAGUACCUUAGUCGACCUCCGGAAAGCCUUCCCUUCGUUAAACUGGAGACUGGUGACGGGCGUCAUGACUUGCCUGGGAAUCGAAGAAAGCACAUGCUGGCAAAUCAUAAACAGUUCGCACAGGCAUGCGGUCCACCAGUUUCAUGACCAAGAGACCGGCAUACCAGGGGACAGCUUCACCCUUACGCAUGGAACAAAGGAGGGCUGUGUGUCGUCGCCGCUGGUGUUUCUGAUAAGCUAUACGGCGGUCCUCCGAUAUUAUCGCAAACUUCUGCAGGGAAACGGGGCUGAAGAGCUCAAGGGGGUCCGGCUUUACUCGCGGGAAUCGACUUGGCACAUGCCGCGCGUAGAUAAGCUGCACGAAAUUUUCGCCGGAAGCCCCCCAGAAGACGAAGACGAGACCACGGAGAUUGAUCAUAUUCGGGACCUCUUGUUCGCGGACGACACCACCCUACUGGAGCACAUGACUACCGAAGAGCUGACGGAAUUCGUGCGGCUCAAUGCAGCACUAGUGGCGGAAGACCUUGCUCCAGAAGAAUCCGACGCGAUGAAGCUCCUAACCAAGGCCCUACACGCGGCGGGUUGCAGCGAAAACGAGACGAAGAGAUACAGCAACGACAUCACCAAGAUCGCGGUGCGUAAUCUAGGCGCGUGGACGGAUCCGGUGGAAGACGUUCGACAAAAAAGGCGAAAGGCUUGGACAGCAUACAACAAACUGCGCGGCAAAAUGAGUGGGGUGUCCAACCUCCACAACGAGCGACGCGGGUCCUUGAUCGUCAUUAUGAUUCGCAGCAUCUUUCUCUAUGGCUUGGCGGCGCGAUACGUCGGACCCGAGGAAAUUCGGGCACUGGAACGGGAAGAGCUGAUCAUGAUGCAGCGCAUUCAGGACCUGCCAUGGUGGGAGCGAAUUUUACAAAAGAAAAGCGCGUCGGAACUGCGGAGGACGCUAAAAGUUCCACCCCUGGCGGCCCAUUUGAAAUACCUGCAAAUGAGAUUUCUGGGACACGUUCUGCGAAGUGAUAGCGACGACAUCACGAGGAGGGCACUUGUCGGGCAGUUCCUUCCGAUCCUCCACAACCGAACCGGCCCAG